Scleropages formosus (Asian bonytongue) is the source of this 3356-nucleotide messenger RNA. RefSeq names its product testis specific protein Y-linked (gene tspy). Lineage: Eukaryota; Metazoa; Chordata; Actinopteri; Osteoglossiformes; Osteoglossidae. Gene Ontology annotation, biological process: nucleosome assembly. Gene Ontology annotation, cellular component: nucleus. The coding region runs from base 315 to 2096 and encodes 593 amino acids. The transcript has 8 exons. The record is from RefSeq and is a predicted model, not a curated record.
UAACGACGCAGAGGGAAAUAGAGGAGGGGAAUGCGAAGAUUAAAGCUGCUGAGAUGAAACCGAACGGGCUUGUAAGAAACUUUCUUCCACUCACGCUUGGCUUUAUUUUUGUGACUACAGCAGGGUAAAAUAAAACCCAGGGUAAUGUGAUUAGGUAUGUUAUAUAUUGAGGAACCAGCACGUUUGCUAGCUAACGUAAAUAAGUCGAAGUAGGCCUAAGCAGACAGCAAGAAAAAGUAUCGAUAUACCACUGCGUUAAUAAAAGUUAAAUUAACAUUUUAUUUAAAUUCGUGCCCGAAGCAAAGGGCAUAAACAUGAGCGAAGUCUCGAACUCCUCGAAUCAGGCGACAGAAAUGAAGAGAAGCUCGUCUUCAGAGCCGGGCUCUACUACGUCCCCUCCGAUGUCGAUGAAGACCGCUAGAAUAGAAGAGGGUGACUUUUUACCUAACCCUCGGGGUCUUAAAAACGGAAAUACAGACGACAUAGAUUGUCCAGCUGAAAUUGCAGAACAAACACUGCAAAGCGCGGACCAAAAUAUGCCUUCUGCGUACAGCAUUUCUACGCCCGCCUCUUCUGAAGCCGGGGACGCGCAUCCCAGCACUAGCGGCGGUCGUGGGGACGGGCCGUGCAGUGGUAGCACUUCUGCGCGUGCGCAGAUGUUGGGCACUCGACCGGAAGCGUCAGCGGGAAGCGGAGGUAUGAGUCUUAGUAAAGAGCCUCAACCGUGUGUUCCAGCUGAGCAGUCGGACUGGGCAGCAAUGGCUGCUGCGGAGGCGCUAGCCAGCCUGACCCAUGGUGGCGAGGACCAGCAGGACUCAGCGGGACCUGUCCAUCCUUCCAAACAAGUUGUAUUGAAAAAGAAGCGUGAUAAAAAAUCUAGCAAAAAGAAUUCUCCCACUGCCAGGGAUUCGGAUGACAGUCCCACCCCAGGAAAGGGGCACCAGACUCAUGCAGCGGCAGCUGACAGCUCUACUUCCUCCCUAGAGGGUGGCAUUGACAGGUCAAGAGUAGCGAUCAUGGAGGGAGAUGAAGAAGAUGACGACGAGGACAAUUUACUUUCAGAUACCUCCUCAUCUCCCAGCUCAUCUUCUGCCUCAGAUGAUGAUGGCAAUGGUGAUGACACUGAGUGUGCCAUUGUCUCUGUAAAGAUGGCCCCAGAGAUGCGCCAGUCUGUGGCACUUCUGGCCCAGGUUCAAAUGCGUCUUGAGGCGCUGGAGAAGAAGGCUACCCGCCUGCAUCAGCAGGUGGAUCUCAAGUUCAGACAGCAGCGUCGCCCUCACCUUGACCAGCGUAGUGCCAUCAUCCAGGGAAUCCCUGGCUUCUGGGUCACUACUUUUCUGAAUCACCCCCAGCUUUCAUCACAUAUCGAUGAGACUGAUGAAGAUGCACUCAGCUACAUGACCAACCUAGAGGUCGAGUCUUUCAAGAGCAGUAAACUUGGCUACCGGAUUGCUUUUCAUUUUGGAAGAAAUGCCUAUUUCCAAAACAGCAUUAUUGUGAAAGAAUUCCAUCCUGGAGUAGGGGGUAGCAUGUUAUCCUUCUCAAACCCAAUCCUGUGGCACCGUGGGAAAAAUCUGACGACCCAGAGCCAGUUGGUGAAAGAAUCUGGGUCAUCAAAAAUGUACACAAGCUUCUUUAGUUGGUUCAGUGACCACAGCAAUCCAGGCAGAGAUGAAAUUGCUGAGAUCCUGAAGGAUGACCUCUAUAGGAACCCCCUGAGAUACUACCUUACUCCUCUGUGGGAACCCAGACAGAAUGGAAGUGGCCAUCAAACUGUUGAGGACAGCGAAGGCAACGAGUGUGUAGUGAUCUCAGAUUCUGAUGAAGAGGAGACAGAAGGCAGGCCUGAUGUUAGUAGAGAUGAAGAUGAAGAGGAGGAACAAGAUUCAGGUGAAAACUCGGAGGAGGAUGAGCAGGUGGUGAUUGAGAGCUCUGGAGACAGUGAUGGGGAAGAGCAAGUUGAGGAAGAAUCUUCUCCUCCCAAAAAGAAAAAACGGAAUGGGAAGGAGUUUGAUGAAUCCACAAGCCAGGAAACCAGAGAGCAAGAAGAAGAAGAAGAAGAGGACGUUGAGGUGGGACAGGAGAGUCACAGCUGAUAAUAAACUCUCCAAGGUUUUUCACAGUAUUUAAUUUAUUUUUCUUGUAUUUUUUUCUAGUUUUGGAAUCAGGGUAAGGCAGGAGCUGGGCCUUCCUUUCUCCAUCUUGCAUGAUAAAUUAUCUUAAAUUUUAGUUGUUUGCUGAUGUAUUCUUCUGGAAUAGUCUUGUGAACAGUAGUACAUCCACACAAAAUCCUCUUAGUUAUAAACAGGUGUUACAUAAAACAGAAAAUGAAGGUCUUGCAUUCCAUCUCAUCAUCAUACAAAAGUAACAGAACCGUAUAGUUUGUGUUCAUGAAUACAUAUAUGUUUUCAUAUAUUUCAAAUCAGCAGUUAUGCUGUUCUUGGGGAUGUGUAUUGGCUGUCCUCAUGGCCUUCCCCCAGUAAGACUUUUGGAAUAUCUUUACAAGGAAUCCACGAUUGCUUUCAGUAGUGUUUACACUCAUUUUAUGCAGAGACAUUCUAAGAUGCAAAUCAUGACCUAGUUGCUACAUUCACCAUAUAUUUAAUUCCAGGUUUUGUGGCUUUGACUUGAAUCUAAUACUAAUUUGAAAUGCGCAUUACUCUCUUUCAGUAGAGUUCUUUAUAGUAAAGAAUUUGCAAAUGCAGAUUUAAAUAUCUCGGUUCCAUUUGGAACUAAGGCUUAUACAAACUGAUGCACAGUUAUUUGCAGUUUAAGGUCUGACUCAAACCACAUAAUAUUAGGCAACUAUCUUGAUUAUGAGUGGAAUAUUUGCUCAUAGUCUGUUUAUUCUCUCAUGGAAUAUUUUCUUAUAGUCUCUGAUGCCAGUGUUUCCUUUCUUUCACUUGAUCAUGGUGAUUAUUUUUAAUUUUUCUUUUAAGAAGGAAGUUCUCACUUGGUGUUGUAGUAGUGCAUCAAUCAGCAGUUGCUUAAGAGAAGUUUUUGUUUCAAAAUAAGUGAAUAUGGGUUGCUGAUUGACUGGCAACAGACUAUUCAAGUGUUUUUAGGACUUGUCAAAUGAAAGUGAGGUUUGUAAUAAUUCUUUAUAAUAUGGAAGAGAAUCCCAGAAAUGUUUAGACAUAUUGUAAGACAAAUGCUUUGGGCUGUCAUCACAAAAAAUGGUUAUGUGAUAAUUCAUUAAAUACUCUCAUAACUGGGCCACUACUGUAUAAUUCUGUUUUAACAGAUAUAAACUUCCUGCUGUUCUGAUAACAUGGAGACAGCUCCAGAAUUUACAUGUGUUUUACAUCAGUUCAUAACUUGUGCAUAGACAGUAAUAAAGACCAAUUGUUCACAUA